This is a messenger RNA of Dentiscutata heterogama, 1720 nucleotides long. Lineage: Eukaryota; Fungi; Glomeromycota; Glomeromycetes; Diversisporales; Gigasporaceae. The record is from the annotation of a GenBank genome assembly.
GCCAGUGUCUCACAAAAAUGUUAAAUACAAUUGUCGCGUUAUCAUUCAUAAUUGUAAAAUAUUAUUGAUCCGCCCAAAAAUGUUUUUAGCUAACGAUGGCAACUAUCGUGAAAUGAGAUAUUUUACCGCUUGGUCUCCAGCCCAACACGUUGAAGAUUAUUAUCUUCCAAGGAUUAUUAGGAAUAUUACAGGGCAAACUGUAGUUCCCAUUGGCGACGCGGUAGUUUCUACUAUUGACACUUGUGUUGGUGUGGAAUUGUGUGAAGAACUUUUUACACCCAAUAGUCCUCAUAUUAGUAUGGGCUUGGAUGGUGUAGAAAUUAUCACAAAUAGCAGUGGUAGUCAUCAUGAAUUACGCAAACUUUACAGACGUAUUGAUUUAAUCAAGGAAGCAACGUUGAAGAAUGGAGGCGUUUAUCUCUAUUCUAACCAACAGGGUUGUGAUGGUGAUCGUCUUUAUUAUGACGGCAGUGCGUUGAUUGCAGUAAAUGGCCAAAUAAUUGCCCAAGGAUCACAAUUUUCCCUUAAGGAUGUGGAAGUUAUCACUGCGACCAUCGAUAUAGAAGAUGUUCGCUCAUACCGUGGAAUGAGCAGUAGGGGGAUGCAGGCUGUUAACACAGAUUCAUAUCAACGCAUUGAGGCACCUAUUGCUUUGUCUUCUGAAAAAAAUAAAUCUUUUGGUCCAGCUUGUUGGCUUUGGGAUUAUCUCCGUCGAUCAAAAACUAGCGGUUAUUUUUUACCUCUUAGUGGAGGAGUAGACAGUUGCGCCACAGCAAUUAUUGUAUAUUCCAUGUGUCGUCUUGUUGUUGAAGCCGCAUCGAAUGGAGAUAAUCAAGUCAUUGUGGAUGCGAGAAGGAUUAUUGGUGAAAAAGAAGACUCAGAUUACGUUCCCACAGACCCUAAAGAAUUCGCAAAUCGUGUUUUUCACACAUGUUAUAUGGGCACAGUAAAUUCAAGUAAGGAAACUCGUGAACGGGCAAAAAAGCUUGCCAAUGCCAUAGGCUGCUAUCAUAUUGAUAUGGAUAUGGAUAAUGCUGUUUCAUCCGUAUUUACUCUAUUUAAUUUGGUUACAAAUAAGACACCACGAUUUCGAAUCGAUGGUGGUACGGAUGCCGAGAAUUUGGCACUUCAAAAUGUGCAGGCUCGAUUGAGAAUGGUCCUUUCAUAUUUGUUUGCACAACUUUUACCCUGGGUGAGAAACAAGAGUGGAUCAUUACUUGUUCUUGGUAGUUCUAAUGUUGAUGAAUGCGCGGAUAUAAAUCCAAUUGGUGCUAUAAGCAAAAAUGAUUUGCGUAAAUUUAUCGAUUAUGCAAAAAACGAAUUCGGCAUUCCGAUUCUGGAUGAGUUUCUUAAAGCAACACCAACAGCAGAACUUGAACCAAUCACUCAUGAAUAUACUCAAGCUGAUGAGGUUGAUAUGGGUAUGACAUAUGAUGAGUUGUCGAUUUUUGGUAAAUUGCGCAAGAUUGAACGUUGUGGGCCAUUUUCAAUGUUUUCGAAACUUAUUCAUGAAUGGGGAACAGAAUUGAGGCCGACGGAGGCAUCAUUUAUCGAAAAGGUUGCUGCCAAAGUCAAACGAUUCUUCUACUAUUAUUCUAUAAAUCGACAUAAAAUGACUACGCUUACGCCAUCAUAUCACGCAGAAACGUAUAGUCCUGAUGACAAUAGAUUCGACUUAAGGCCGUUUUUUAUACAAUACGGCUUGGAGUUGGCAAUUUAA